AUGAGAGCGGUUUUGCAACGUGUGAAGGGUGCAACGGUGCAUGGUGAGUGGAUUGCAGGUCUCAAGUCUUACACUCAUGUUUGGGAAGAAGUUGAUAGACUCAUCUUGAACGUGCGUUGCCCAUCAAUGAUGCGCUGCACAGUAAAUGGCAAUCUCGUCUCUUGCAUAGGACCCGGUCUCGUAGCUCUCAUUGGCAUUGGCACAGGUGCGUGAUCAGGCUUCGCGAGCACUACAGCCUCGGCUUGAGGAAUGCGCACUCGAAUGCAUACGCUCUGUUCAUUACAGACGAUACGAUGGCCGAGAUUGAACCUCUUGCGAAGCGCCUCUUGUCAACAAAGCUGUGGAAUGAAGGUCAAAAAGCUAGCGCCAUUGAUGUGCCUUGCCAGUACGCACCACCCGACAGCGCUGCAAAGUCUCGCACUUCUGCUGAGGGACAAGCAGGACAAAGCAGAAGCAAAAACGAUGAAAAGUUGUCUGGAGGCGAAGGUUCAAGGGCAGAAGAAGUCUGGGGUGGGAGACCUUGGAGAUCUAGCGUGCAAGACAUCGAGGGCGAAAUUCUGUGUGGUCAGUAUUGUGCCCUGUGAAGCAUCAUGACUUCGGUGAAGCAUGUGCCGUGCUCAUCGUUGACACCACCUCUUUCAGUCUCUCAAUUUACUCUGCACGCAAGUUUGUCCAAAGGGACGAAGCCCGACUUUCACAAGGUGAGCAACGUGCGGCUUAAGUCACAACGAUGAUGCACUGAUAGAGCUAAUCCCUCCCUUGCUGCACCUUGACGGGAUCCCAAAGGCUAUGGCAAGUAGAUUUCAGACAUUGAGCUUGACCUUUAUUUUGGGUCAUUUCUCCAAGGGCAGUAUCUGAUGCCUCUUUCUUUGCUUCGAAUCAGGGAGGACAGCAAGCGCGAGAGAUCUACGAUGCCCUGCUUGAGCAUCUGCGAUCAGCAUACAAGCCAGACCGGGUCAAAGAUGGCGCUUUCGGCGAGAUGAUGGGUACGUUGUCGCUCUCCUCAUCGUCUGCGUGCGUCAAAGUCGAGCAGUUGAUGAACAUCAGUCUGGCGCUGUGCACGUCAUUGCCCCUCAGAUGUCAGCUUGACCAAUGACGGACCUGUGACCAUCCUCGUCGACACGGCAGAAAAGAAGUGA
This is a messenger RNA of Ceraceosorus bombacis, 1139 nucleotides long. NCBI's taxonomy places the organism in Eukaryota, Fungi, Basidiomycota, Exobasidiomycetes, Ceraceosorales, Ceraceosoraceae. The record is from the annotation of a GenBank genome assembly.